Solea solea (common sole) is the source of this 677-nucleotide messenger RNA. RefSeq names its product PCNA clamp associated factor (gene pclaf). The coding region runs from base 113 to 469 and encodes 118 amino acids. Lineage: Eukaryota; Metazoa; Chordata; Actinopteri; Pleuronectiformes; Soleidae. Gene Ontology annotation, molecular function: chromatin binding. Gene Ontology annotation, cellular component: nucleus. The record is from RefSeq and is a predicted model, not a curated record. Gene Ontology annotation, biological process: regulation of cell cycle; translesion synthesis. The transcript is spliced from 4 exons.
CCCAUCCUGUGCUUUUUAAUCGAAGGCGGGCUUCUCUCUCCUCUCUUCACUCAGACUGUUGUCAGCGUUAGCUGCUGAAACAUCGUCAAAAACGCCACAUCUCGUCGCUAAAAUGGUGAGGACCAAAGCCGACAGUGUUCCCGGGUCCUACAGAAAAGCUGUUGCAGCUUCUGCUCCUCGAAAGUCUCUGGGCUCCAGUUCAGCGAACUCCUCGUCCUCCAGCAGCGGCGGCGGCCAGGCGUCCACACCUGCAAAGAGCAAAUAUGCCGGGGGGAACCCGGUGUGUCCUCGUCCCACUCCCACCUGGCAGAAGGGCAUCGGGGAUUUCUUUGGUGGACCCCCAAGGAAACCUGAGAAGGAGAACCUGAGACCUCAGGAGGUAGAGGACGACGAAGAGGCCGGCGGCAGCGGGAUGUCAAAGGCCAGCAGGAAGUCCAGACCACUUCCUGCUGAGGAGGACGAGGACUGACUCUGAAGACUGAAUGCGUCCGUACUCUGUACAUCUGUAUAUAAUUGUUUUUCUACUGAAAUCACUUUUAAUUGUAUAGCUCAUUAAAGUUUGUGUUGUCAUGUUUUUAAACUGCUGAGUCAUGUCUGUUAUGUUGUAGUUGUUGACAUCUUUAAUGUCUGACUUGACAUUUAAAUGUUCUUGACCUCAUUAAAGGGACAAAAGUUCA